Fusarium vanettenii 77-13-4 is the source of this 2024-nucleotide messenger RNA. RefSeq lists its product as uncharacterized. The record is from RefSeq and is a predicted model, not a curated record. Gene Ontology annotation, biological process: lipid biosynthetic process. The transcript has 2 exons. The coding region runs from base 199 to 1323 and encodes 374 amino acids. Gene Ontology annotation, molecular function: iron ion binding; oxidoreductase activity. Lineage: Eukaryota; Fungi; Ascomycota; Sordariomycetes; Hypocreales; Nectriaceae.
CAGCUAGUUACCUUCCUUUAAAUCUUCCCCCUCGAGGUGCUAUCUUGGGUCUUGUUUUGUUUUUCUUGAUUGCUUCAUUUUGGCGCUGUUUCUAUUGCGUGCCAACCUAGCCGCACCCUGAGUCUCUCCCUGCUUCAACCAAAACCAUCAACGAUACGCGACGCUCCGACGCUUUUUUUCGCAGCAAAUCUAACCGUCAUGGGCAACGACAGCUCCAUCCUCGCCGACGGUUCCGCCAUGGCCGCUCCAGGCUCCCCCUUUAACCAGACUCUCUUCGAGACAGCGCUGCCGCCGCUGCCGACCUUCAGCCUCGAGACUCGGCCUGACCUCCUGUCGUGGAUGUCAGACUUCUGGCUCUCCCUCGUCAUCCCCGUCGUCGUCUACUGGGCCCUGUCCCUGACCUUCCACGCUAUCGACGUCUAUGACUACUUCCCUCAGUAUCGGCUACACACUCCCGAGGAGAUCACCAAGCGCAACCAUGUUUCCCGGUACGAGGUCGCUCGCGACGUCAUCCUCCAACAGGUCAUCCAGGUCAUCACCGGCGCCAUCCUCGCAAUGACCGAGCCUCCCGAGAUGGUCGGCAAGUCCGAGUACGAUGUUGCUGUCUGGGCCACUCGCAUCCGUGUCGCUCAGAGAGUCCUCCCUACUGUUCUGGGAGUCUUUGGCUUCAACGCUACCGCCAUCUCCAAGAGUCUCCUCGAAUCUCACCCGCUGCUGGCCGGCGCUCUCGCUGGUGGCUACUACCCCUCGCUCGUUACCGCCACCAACGAGCCGGCCUUUGCUUCGUGGGAGAUUAACGUGGCCAAGGUCAUCUACCACUUCCUCAUUCCCGCUGUCCAGUUCUUUGUCGCUAUCUCCAUCAUCGACACCUGGCAGUACUUCCUCCACCGUCUGAUGCACGUCAACAAGUGGUUGUAUGCCCACUUCCACUCGCGACACCACCGACUCUACGUUCCUUAUGCCUACGGCGCUCUGUACAACCACCCUGUUGAGGGCUUCCUCCUCGAUACCCUCGGCGCGGCUAUCUCGUUCAAGGCCACCUUCAUGACCGUCCGCCAGGGCAUGUGGCUCUUUGCCAUGUCCACCAUCAAGACUGUCGAUGACCACUGCGGCUACGAGUUCCCCUGGGACCCCCUCCAGCUCAUCACCAGCAACAAUGCCGCGUACCACGACAUUCACCACCAGCACUGGGGCAUCAAGACCAACUUUGCCCAGCCAUUCUUCACCUUCUGGGACACUCUGCUGGACACCAAGUACAAGGGCAAGCGGUCCAACCACCCUUCUGGCAUCAAGAAGGCCAAGACUGAGGCCAAGAAGCAGUAAGCUUACACAUGCGACUUGAUCGAUUUUCGGCACAUGGGCAUAUGAAUAUGAAAACCACGAAACAACAAAAAAGAAACCUUUACAUGGAUAUCGCCCGGGUGCGCGGUCUAGUUCACUUAUCUGGGAGAUGCCCUUCAUCAUGUUUCUUGAUGGCGGGGCAUGACAGCAAGCAUCAUUACCAGCAUCACAAUUUUUCAAGACGGCUCGAAGCUGACGGUAAUAAUAUCAACCUUUAAUUCAUGGCUCUAAUGAGAAACCCGGUGGAUGAAGCCACUGGGAUAAUGCAUUCAACCUACUUUCGUUAUCUUCAAAGUACCAUUCUUACACCCUCUGCUUCUGGCCUCCCCUCUGUCAUGACGGGAAGGGGACCGGCAACCGAGGGGCAGGGGCAGGCGUUCCGAGAAUGUUGGUGUCGGGUGGACAAGGAACGUCUUUCCGAAUUGUUUCAUACAUGUUGUACGAUAUUUGUUAGGGCCUUGAGAUGUGAGGCAAGUUGAGUUUGGUUUGGCGGUGAGAGGGCAUACAAUACAGAUUAUGGAAACGCCAACCAUGGGCGCGCGUGUUGGGUCUUGUGUAAUGCGGAAAGGUUCGGAAUCAGGAGGACAAUGGCAUGAUGGAUGUUAUGGAUAUCUGGGGAGGUGUACAAAGGCUGUAUCUAGGGUUGCCUAUCGAGCAAGACUGGAAUGAAUCAUUAUCAUCAU